AUGGUCAAGAUCCUGAUAUCCCACUCGCCGCUGUUCUCCACGAACGGCCACCCGAACCCCAGCCCGAUCCUCAUCAAGCACAACGUCCCCUUUUGCCAUUGGUUUGAGCGAGCGCUGCAAUUCCACGGCUCAGACACCGUCGCCUUGCAAUACUACCUCCUCGUCCACUCUGUGUCUGACGCGGAGGCAGCUCUCCUUUCCGCGGGCUGGACUCAUACGGUGCACCCCCCGUCGCACGUGGAGCUCUGGGACCCCGCCGUCGAUGGAUCUCCCGUGGUGCUCGUAUCCCCCACGCCGUCCGACCCCCCCUACGACGACCUCACCAUUCUCUUCGACGCCGGCGUGUGGACAGGCAUGUCCAAGGAGCUCUCGACUUCCCCGAAAGGCUCCGACCAUUAUCCGUCCCUGUCACGCUUCUACUGCGCGUUGGUGCACCGCAUCCUGGACACCUCGUCUGAGAGCUUCAUUCGCUACCUCCGAAUGCAGCUGCAUUAUCUCUAUGCCGCCCAACUUUCUCUGCUUUCCUCUCCCGCCUCGCUCGAGAGCAUCGACCCCGAGCUCCGCCAGUGGCACGUCGACUGGAUCAAGGGCGAGCUGAACAUGCCGCACCCUGACACCAUCGCACACGAGCGGGACAUACGCGAGCGAGCACGUCGCGGGGACUGGGUGCUUUUGCGAGAAGGGUCGGACGGUCGUGGAGGACGCAAGUUCAAUAGGGAGUUGGAGGCUCGCAUUCGCGCCAAGCGGGCCGCCGCAAGGGUCAGUUCAGAAGAAGCCCCUUGCACAUAA
Messenger RNA from Epithele typhae, 789 nucleotides. RefSeq lists its product as uncharacterized. Bases 1 to 789 code for a protein of 262 amino acids. NCBI's taxonomy places the organism in Eukaryota, Fungi, Basidiomycota, Agaricomycetes, Polyporales, Epitheliaceae. The record is from RefSeq and is a predicted model, not a curated record. The transcript has a single exon.